This is a messenger RNA of Otolemur garnettii (small-eared galago), 1023 nucleotides long. It is a transcript of the gene CD300LG, whose product is annotated as CD300 molecule like family member g. Gene Ontology annotation, molecular function: transmembrane signaling receptor activity. Bases 1 to 1023 code for a protein of 340 amino acids. The record is from RefSeq and is a predicted model, not a curated record. NCBI's taxonomy places the organism in Eukaryota, Metazoa, Chordata, Mammalia, Primates, Galagidae. Gene Ontology annotation, cellular component: plasma membrane. The transcript is spliced from 7 exons.
AUGUGGCCUCUUCUCCUGCUGUGGGGCUGCCUGGUGCUCCCAGGUCACAAAGCCCUGCAGGGUCCGAAGGAGAUCAGAGGGUUUGAAGGUGGCACAGUAACCCUGCAGUGCUCCUACAGCGAAGAGCUGAAGGCCCACAGGAAGUAUUGGUGCCGCGAGGUUGGGUUCGUGGUCUACCGCUGCUCCAGCACCAUCUACGCAAGAAAAGGCCAGGAGACAACGCAGGGCAGAGUGUCCAUCCAUGACAGCCCCCAAGAGCUAGUGUUCACCGUGACCCUGCGGGACCUCACCCUGCAAGACACUGGGAAGUACUGGUGUGGGGUACAAAAAGUGGGCCGAGAUGAGGCUGUCCUGAUCUCCCUGUUAGUCUCUCCAGCUUCUCCUGGUCUCUACCCGACAAUCACCACAGCCAAGCAGAGGAAGACAGGGACUUCCCUGUACGGGCACACAGGGACCUCUCCGUAUGCAGGGACCUCUCCUCACGCAGGGACCUCUCCUCACGCAGCGACCUCUCCUCAUGCAGGGACUUCUCAUGCAGAGAGCUCCUACCCAACCACGCAGCUGGACUCCAUCUCGGCAAAGGGCACCCAUCCUGUUCCCAGCAGCAGUCGCUCCAAGCCCAGGGUGUCCAUCCCCAUGGUCCGCAUGUUGGCCCCGGUCCUGGUGUUGUUUACCCUUCUGCUGGCCACAGGCCUGAUCGCCCUGGGAAGCCGUGCGCUCCGCUGGAGAAAGGAAGCUCAACUGGCCUCCAAGACACAGGGGAAUGAGAAGGUCUACCUCUCACACAUGCCCCUGGGGAAUGGCCGAGACCCAGAGUACGCUAUGAUCCACCCUGCAGGGCCCACUGGGCCCCUCGCCAGACCGGAGCCCUCUGCCAGCCCCUACACAGAGAUCCAGUACCUAAGCCAGACUAUAGAGGAAGAGGAAGCCACUUCCCCGGCCCCCGAAGGGGACUUGAUCCCGAUGUCCCCCCUCCACAUGUGUGAGGAGAAGCUGGGCUUCUCCAAGUUCAUUUCCGUAUAG